Molecule: messenger RNA, 2623 nt
Organism: Stomoxys calcitrans (stable fly)
Lineage: Eukaryota; Metazoa; Arthropoda; Insecta; Diptera; Muscidae
Product: 5'-nucleotidase domain-containing protein 1
Exons: 1
Coding region: 1043-2509 (488 amino acids)
Molecular function (GO): 5'-nucleotidase activity
Source: RefSeq, a predicted model, not a curated record
CAUGAAUAUAUAUUGGCCCCAAAGACGAAACGAAAAUGGAACCUAUAACAUCAUAUAUGUAAUAUUUGUUAUGAACUUGAUAUACCAACAAGUUUGACGUAAAAAUUUAGUGGUAGCACUCAUAUUAUUUUGAACACAGCUUAUAUCCAGUGUUACUGUUGUGCGACUAAUAUCUGAAUUUCCUGUCUGUAUGAACCGCCAGAUAUUUAUUCCCAUGACUUUUUGAUUGGAGCAACUACUUGGGUUCAUUCAAAUCCCAGUCAAUGUAGGCGGAAUAUUUCCCAAUUUUCCUAAAGGUAAAGAGGUAAAGGUGAAAAGAUCACAUGACAGAUUGCCUCGUUGUUUGUUACUGAAUGGGUAGGAGACUUUCUUCUCUGUUUUGACUGAUGAUCAAGUGUGAGAUAAUGUCACCUUGUUAGGCUGAGUAUUAUGGUACAAUUAAGAGGUAGCGUUAUUUGCACAACAACCAAAAUAGUUGUUUUAUAAUAUAUCUUUUUCAAAUGUGUUUUAUAUAUGUAUUUUUAUUAUUAUAACACUGUUUUGUUGCUUAUAUGUGGAAUAUCGGAUGAAAUAGAACAUCUUUUUAAGUAAAAUAUCACAGCUGUGACAACAAGCCUUUGACAAUUAGUUUUACUGCAAAAUCAAAACAAAAAUAAAAAAAUUGUACUCAGCUCUUCGCAUGGCUUCGCCUUAUUAGUGGAUACUGUGUCUAAAUUUUUUAGCUAAAAAAUUUCGUCUUAAUAUGAACAUGGGGGGUACCUAUUUUGAAACAGAGGAGGGUACCAACAUUGACAAAAUUUUUUUUCGGUGUACAUAAUUUCCCAUGCGCAGAAGUUGCCACUUUAAGAUAAUAUUCUUAAUGAAGGGGGUUGCCAUUGCUAGGGGUGAGAUAGAUGUUACAUAUGACGUCAUGGCAAUAUUGUUUACAGCUUCUUUAUUCACUGAUAAACGAACUUUGUUCAAUGCAUAAAGCAAUAUUCUUAAUCUAAUCGUAGUGUAGUUUAAUAGUGAAUUUUAUAGACAUAAGUUAUUAAAUAUUAAAAUGUUUAACUUAGGUGUUCGGUGUGUGCAAUCUACGAAAAUUCAAGUAGACACUGUUUUGUUUACGUUAGUGAAGUUACGUAAUUAUAUUAGUUUUAAAACAGCUGCUCGCUGUUUGAGUGUAAACACAAAUAUCCAAAGACGUUUCUACAGUAACAACACAAUGUUGAACUUAAAGGACUUCUGCAUAUCGGACUACGACGUAAUAGGCUUUGACUUGGAUGGGACUUUACUAAGGUACAACCUCAAUAACAUGGUACCCUUGGAAUACGAGCUCUUGGUUAAAUAUCUGAUGGAGAAAAAGUAUCCACGUGUCUUGCUUGAUAAGCAGUUCGAUUCUGAUUUUAUACAAAAAGGUUUGAUAGUUGAUGCUGAACGGGGAAAUUUAAUAAAAUUAGCAGCGGAUGGCGAAAUACUCAAGGCUACUCAUGGUACAAGAUUCCUUAGUUCUGCUGAAAUUGAAGAUGUUUAUGGAAAGUCCCGUAAGUGGGAUAUAGCUCAAGAUUAUAUAAACGAUCCACUGUCUGCCUGGAAUGGUCCUGUAUCGGAAAAACUAAGGACGUUAUUAGACUAUUUCGAUAUAGCAGCAUCGUUGGUUUUUGCUCAAGCUGUUGACGCACUUGACGAAACCGUCUAUACCAAUACAAACGUUCUGCAGAAAAACGACUAUAAAGUAUGGCCGGAUAUAUUAUCCGGUUUGAUACAAAUGUAUUCCCGAGAUCAUUUUGCAAGCGGCACGAGCGCAUACUUUGAAGCAUUAAAACAAAAUCCAGAAAAAUAUCUCUUUAAAACGGACCAACAGGUAAUACAACUUCUAAGAGAACUUCGCUCUUCGGGAAAGGCACUGUAUUUAUUAACAGGCUCCAAUAUAGAUUUUGCCAACUUCACAGCGUCCUACGCAUUGGGUCCAAACUGGAGAGAUCUUUUUAAUUGUGUCGUAUCGUUUGCCAAAAAACCUGGUUUCUUUUUCAUGCAAAGAAGUUUUCUUCAGAACAACAACUUGAGCGAAGUUCCAAAUAGUGAAAUGCCCUUGCAAGAUGAUCUCUUAGCAAAAGGCAAAAGCUUCAGUCAGGGCAAUUGGGAGCAAUUAAAUGAAAGCCUAUGCAAGCAUGUUCUAUGUAAAGAUGUUAAUAAAACAUCCCGUAGUCUGUAUGUUGGUGAUAAUUUAAUACAAGAUGUUUAUGCGCCAUACACUAAAGCAUCUAUGGAUGCUAUUGCUAUUAGCGAAGAAAUGUUCGAAAAUAAAAGUAGCUACGAGUACUAUAAAAUUAUACAAUCAUCAUCCUGGGGAUCCUAUUUUAAUCUUAACGGAAGACCUACGUUAUGGUUUAGUGUUAUUGAAAACUAUUCGAAAUUAUGUAUUUCACAAAUGGAUGUUAUAGCAAAUGUACCUGUUAAAGAGAAAAUACAAUGUGGAAACCAACAUGGUUUCUUUCCGAAUGUACCCAAUGGUCAGUUAGUUCAAUAGAAGCUGUGAUUUUUCUGAACACUACAAUAAUAGGCAAAACGACUGCGUUUUACGUACAAAAUAAUAAACUAAAAGAAAAAUAAUUUAUAUAACUGAAACAAUGUAUAGUUUAAA